Microbotryum saponariae is the source of this 1265-nucleotide messenger RNA. NCBI's taxonomy places the organism in Eukaryota, Fungi, Basidiomycota, Microbotryomycetes, Microbotryales, Microbotryaceae. The record is from the annotation of a GenBank genome assembly.
AUGAGGCCACCUGCACCCCCACUGCCGCCUGUCGCGAGCUUGCUCCCCUCCAACAUCCCAGAGUGAGUCCUGCACAGAUUGGAACUCCUGUUGCAAGGUCAUCAGACUGACCAGUGCCUUUUUGUACUUUGCUCAUAGAGAUGCGCCGGAGCACUGUCCCGUGAGCCCACACCCGCUCGCGAAACGAACCCGUCGCUGCCUUUGCGAACCUUGUACUGAACUCAGCCCCUGCUUUCUCCUUCUCCUUUUCAUCAAACAGGGAACCGAAUCCGAACUAGCAGGUAAAGCCUCCGCCUGCGACGGAUGUGCGAACCAAGAACUGUGCGCGACCGCACCGAAAGGACCGGAUCCGGACAUCGCGGCGGUGAGGGCACGGAUGGCGCAGGUGAAGCACAAGAUCUUGGUCCUUUCGGGCAAAGGUGGGGUCGGGAAGAGUACGGUGUCGGGUAUGUUGGGGUGGGCUCUUUCGAGGGAUGAAGAGACACAGGUCAGUUGCGGUGGUCGGGAUCGGCCGAGAAGGGACGGUUCAGUCAGGUUGCUGACUUUGUUGCACAUCUUGGUACACGUUUCAGACGGGUCUGAUGGACAUCGACAUUUGUGGACCGUCCUUGCCGUUGAUGUUUGGUCUCUCUGGACAAAAGCUACAUUCGACCUCGUCCGGGAUUCUCCCCCUCCCCGUCUCGGAGAACCUCUCCGUCAUCUCGAUAGGAUUCCUCCUCCCCUCCUCUUCCAGCGCCGUCAUCUGGCGAGGUCCCAAAAAGAACGGCAUCAUCAAGCAAUUCCUCAAGGACGUCGACUGGGGGGAGCUCGACUACCUCGUCGUCGACACACCGCCAGGAACUUCGGACGAACACCUUUCGCUCGUUGGGUACCUCUCGGAGUCAGGCAUCGACGGCGCCGUCGUCGUCACCACACCUCAGGAAGUCGCUCUCCAAGACGUGCGCAAGGAACUGGACUUUUGUCGCAAACUCAACGUUCCCGUCCUCGGCGUCAUCGAAAACAUGUCCGGAUUCGUAUGUCCCGCAUGUGGAGGCGAAUCGGACAUCUUCAUUCCCUCGACCGGAGGAGCCGACGCGUUGGCCAAGGAAUGGGGGAUCGAGUUGUUGGGCAAGAUCCCGCUCGAUCCGAGGAUUGGCAAGAGUUGUGAUUUCGGGGUGUCGUUCUUGGACGAGUAUCCCGAGAGUCCGGCGAGUGUCGCUUAUGGGAGUGUUGUGGAUCGAAUCAAGGAGAAGUUGAAGGAGAGAAAGCAGGUGACAGCGGUGUGA